Molecule: messenger RNA, 1565 nt
Organism: Coffea arabica (coffee)
Lineage: Eukaryota; Viridiplantae; Streptophyta; Magnoliopsida; Gentianales; Rubiaceae
Source: RefSeq, a predicted model, not a curated record
UUCGACUCCCAAUUUCGAAACUACACAUUCGAUACUCUUCGUUUCUUUCCAGUAUCCAUGGCUAAAUCUACUAGCAGUAGCAGAAGAAAGCGCCAUAGAGAAGAAGAGGAAGAGAAAUACGACGACGCUUCAUCAUCAUCACCUCAAUCCUCUUCUUCCGAAGAGGAUGAUGAUAAUAAGCGAAGCCACAAACGCCGCCGUGGCGACGAUAGGGGUCCUAGGAAAUCCUCUUCGAGGAAAGACAGAAAAUCAUCCAGUAGGAGGAAAAGAAAGGAAAAGGAACGGAGAAGUAAGCACAAAUCGAAGAAGUAUGAGAGGAGAAAGAAGCAUAAAUAUUAUUCGGAUGAGUCCGAAGUGGCAGAGUCGUUGCCUAGGUCAGAUGGGGAUGAUGAUGAUUCUGGAUUGGAGAAUCCGGAUGGCGUUGUCAAAUGUAUUUUGAAGGAAUUUCCUGCUGUCUCCAGAGAUUUGGAACAGCUUCUACACAUGAUAGAUGAUGGUCAAGCAGUUGAUAUAAGGGGAUUGUCAGAAAAAACAUUGGUGAAGCACCUGAGAAGGCUAUUUCUAUGUCUGAACCUUAAAGAAACUGGUGAUAAUAUCUUUCUACUGAAAUCAGAGGGCCAUCCUACAUUGGAGGUUCUUAGACCUGUCAUUCAUGGCUACGGACAGUCUUCAAAGCAGCAGCUUGAUCAUUGUACAUUGGAGAACGAAUUGCUCUCGGUAUCACCAGAUGGCAGAAAUGGACCAGAUGCCAACAUGACUAAAUCAUCUGAAGAUGCCAUUGGUCCUAGACGAAGGGUAAUUGGCCCUGAAAUGCCAUCUGCUGAACUACUUGCAGCUGCAGCCAAAUUAACUGAAGCAGAAGCUGAGUUGAGAGAGGCUGAGUUAGUGGACGAUUCUGAAUUGUUUAUAGGGCCUCCUCCCGCCGCUUUUGUUUCUGAAGUUGAAUCAUCAAAUGAAGCAGAACGAUUUGAAGAGAUUACAAGAAUUAUGGGAGCUGAGGUGGAUAGUCCAUAUGAUAUUCUGGGAGUGAACAAGAAUAUGUCAGCCGAAAACAUGAAGAAAAGGUACUGGAAAUUGUCCCUCAUGGUACAUCCGGACAAAUGCUCUCAUCCACAGGCCCACCAAGCAUUUGUGAAGUUGAACAAGGCUUUUAAAGACUUGCAGGAUCCAGAUAAACGAAAAGCAUUGGAUGAGAAAAUAAAGCUCAAAGAGGAACAAGAGGAAUUCAAGGCGGAAUUGAAAGCAAUGAAAGAAGCUGCACACUGGAGACGUUUGCAAGGUAUAUCAAUGGAGGGUGAUGAUAUACUUUUAGCUGACAUGGAGGCUAAGGUGGAACCUAAAAGAGAUGAAUGGAUGACAACCCUACCCCCUGAAAGAAAAGUAAGGACCUUUUUCUUCCCUCUUUAUAUUAUUAGCAUCAUUCCGGUUGAAUAUGUUCUCACUUUGAAUUUAUGAAAAGGUGGAGAAGAUAAGAAUCACGAAUAAUGCUGUACCUGCUUAAUAAAUAGACGCCUUAUAAUAGAGAAAUCACUAAGCAGGCCAAAGACAGCUUCUGAUGCAUGAUG